AUGUCGAAUGCAAGCACGCUAGUAGCACCCCGGAUCAGCAUUCAUUCCACAGAAGGGCACUCUGAUGUGUCCCGCCCUCCAAUGGUCCCUCGAAAGCUCACACUCAGCGAGAUCUUCGAUCCUGAUGAGAUUGCAGCGGACGGACAUGUUCGAAGCCCAAGCGGCAAUUUCCUGGACGCGAAGCAGUUUCGAGAACAUCCCAAGCGACCAUUGUGCAUGCGGGAGCGACAAGAGCGAAUCCUGCAGAGGACCCAGAAGCAACGGGAGUUGGGCAUGGCUAGUCCUACUCAGAUCGCUCCAUUUGCAUUUGAGAAGGACCACUUCGAUUUCGGGAAUACGACUACUGUCCAGGCUCAAAGCCGGGAAGCCAUCAUGUCUUCAGACUCCGACUCCGAGACCACCACCACGCUGACCAGCGAGCAGCGCAAGGCCUCCCAAGGCAAGCCUGUACCAUGCAGCUAUGCUGACUGCCAACACCGCUUUGACACAGUCGAAGACAUGAUCCAUCACAAGAUUCGUGAGCCAUCCCACUUCUACUGCAAGAAAUGCAAGGUCGACUGCGCGGAUUGGGAGGGUCUGCUGGCACAUCAGGUCGACAUGAUGGCGCCUUUCCUGGGCGAGAAGAAGAGAGAUAGCGGCGAGCGUCCGACGCACAUCGUGUGCGAGCUCUGUGGAAUAACUUUCAAGAGCAUGGGCGGUCGCAGAGAUCACCGUAGGCAAGCUCAUCCAGCUGACCAAGACGUCGAGUGCCCAGGCUGUAGCUGCAAGUUUCCACGAGCAUCGCACUUGAUCGAUCACCUCGAGCAGGGUCGCUGCUCGCGCUUUACCAAGGACCAAUUCUACUCACAUAUGCAGCAUAAGUACAUCCUCUCACAAGUCAUGAAGAAUCCUGGAAUAUUCUCCGAGCUGGUCAUGCAGAACCAAAAGCAGCUUCUUCCGCCGAUGGAACAGCUGUCAAUCAAGUCUGAUGCUGAGGCUGAGGAUCCGGAUGAAGGCGGUGUUUCGAUUUUGGAGGAGUAUGAUGAAGCUCAGCAGAGUGGCUACAAGCCUCUGGAGCCCGAGCGGUCUCUGAUGGACUUUCAUGAUCAUGCCAGUGUGAAAGCGUGGCCAAAAUUGUCUUCUCGGGCCACAUCGAGAGCCGGCGCUCCUUCAGCCACUUCUUCUGCUUGGACCAGCGGCAGGCUCUCAAAGGCGCCCCAAAAGGUCGAGACAUCUAGCCAACCAGCGGCAGGCAAGUGGGACGCGAUCACCAAGUUCCAUCGCGAGCAAAGCAAGAACACGAAUCUGCUAAACACCCAUUUCUGGAACGAUGAGCAAUACUUCUGGAACGAGUUUCUCCAGUGCUACGUUUGCCCUCUGCCCGCCUGCCAGUCCCAGACCGCCCUCUCCAACACAUUUACUACCCUCGACGAGAUCAAGCAGCACAUUGAGCUGGCGCACCUGCGUAGCUUCUACCGAUGCGAGGGCUGCUACAAGAGAUUCAAUACGUGCGCUGCUCUUGUAGGUCAUGUCGAGGCUACUCAAAAAUGCGGCAUUCGUCAGAGCGACAAGUUCAAGAAGUUCAUCAACGAGGUCACAGGAGGCUUUCUGGUCGCUGAGCGCGUUGCCGAGUCUAAGAUUUACGGCAGGGACAUGUCUGUCGUGAAGCUUGGCGAAAAGCCACUCAAUGGCGUGACGUCUACCAAAUACACUAGCAAGAGUCCAUAUGAGUGA
Messenger RNA from Pseudocercospora fijiensis CIRAD86, 1713 nucleotides. RefSeq lists its product as uncharacterized. Gene Ontology annotation, cellular component: nucleus. Gene Ontology annotation, biological process: regulation of transcription by RNA polymerase II. The record is from RefSeq and is a predicted model, not a curated record. Bases 1 to 1713 code for a protein of 570 amino acids. Lineage: Eukaryota; Fungi; Ascomycota; Dothideomycetes; Mycosphaerellales; Mycosphaerellaceae. The transcript has 4 exons.